Carya illinoinensis is the source of this 1630-nucleotide messenger RNA. RefSeq names its product protein PELOTA 1. The transcript has 16 exons. Gene Ontology annotation, cellular component: cytoplasm. The record is from RefSeq and is a predicted model, not a curated record. Bases 199 to 1338 code for a protein of 379 amino acids. Lineage: Eukaryota; Viridiplantae; Streptophyta; Magnoliopsida; Fagales; Juglandaceae. Gene Ontology annotation, biological process: nuclear-transcribed mRNA catabolic process, non-stop decay; nuclear-transcribed mRNA catabolic process, no-go decay; RNA surveillance.
ACGAAGGCAAAUUAAAUUUUAUGCUUUCCUUCUCCUUUUAGGUUUAAAGCUACUCUCCGUGUAAAAUUCUGUAUCAUCAAAAAAUAAAUAAAAUAAAAUGCUACUCUCUGUUUAUUUUUCUUGGUCAGAUAUUAUAUCCAUGAUUCUCUGUUCAUAAUCUUUGAAAGAAAUUAGAUUAGAGGAGUGAGUUUCAGUAACAUGAAGAUCGUUCGCAAAGACAUUGUUCGCGACGGACCUGGUAGCGUAAAGAUGGUACCGGUGGAUUCCGAUGAUCUCUGGUUUGCUUAUAAUCUAAUAGCCACGGGAGAUUCUGUUAUGGCUGUCACUGUGAGGAAAGUUCUCAGGCAAGCGGCUAGCGGUGGAAGAGAUGCAGAACGUGUGAAGUUAAAGUUGGAAAUAAAAGUUGAGGAGGUUGCUGAUUAUGACACUUCAGGGGCUGUUUUGCGUAUACGUGGAAAGAACAUCCUAGAGAAUGAGCACGUAAAGAUUGGGGCAUUCCAUACUUUAGAACUUGAGCUUCAUCGACCUUUUGUGUUAAGAAAGGAUGUUUGGGACUCAUUGGCGUUGGAUGUACUUCAGCAGGCCUCUGAUCCUGCUGCAAGUGCUGAUUUAGCUGUAGUUUUAAUGCAAGAAGGAUUAGCGCAUGUCUUCCUUGUUGGUAAAAGUGUCACAGUUACUCGUUCACGGAUAGAAACAUCAAUUCCUCGGAAACAUGGACCUGCUAUUGCUGGUUACGAAUCGGCUCUGAAUAAGUUCUUUGAGAAUGUAUUACAGGCUUUCUUGAAACAUGUUGAUUUCGCUGUUGUCCGGUGUGCGGUGAUUGCAAGUCCAGGCUUCACAAAGGACCAGUUUCAUCGUCACUUAUUGUUGGAGGCAGAAAGAAGACAGCUCAGACCUAUUAUCGAGAACAAGUCACGGAUAGUUCUUGUGCAUACAACAUCAGGAUACAAACAUAGUUUGAGAGAGGUUUUGGAUGCGACAAAUGUUAUGAGUAUGAUAAAAGAUACUAAAGCAGCACAAGAGGUUCGAGUGCUCAAGGAUUUCUUCAACAUGCUUUCAAACGAUCCUUCACGCGCAUGCUAUGGACCAAAGCAUGUUGAGGUCGCCCAUGAACGAUUGGCUAUUCAAACACUUCUCCUCACAGACGAGCUUUUCAGGAAUACUAAUACUGCAGCUAGGCGAAAGUAUGUCAAUCUGGUCAACUCGGUAAAGGAUUCAGGGGGCACUGUUCACAUAUUUUCAUCUUUGCAUGUCUCGGGAGAACAACUGGCGAAUAUAACUGGCAUUGCUGCAAUCCUUCGCUUCCCACUGCCCGACCUUGAAGACCUAGAGAUGUGAUUGUGAAAUGGAGAGUGAUGGUGUAUUCUCUUCUCAAAUGGCACCAACGUAUUAUUAUUGUUAUUAUUGUCAUUGUUAUUAACUUAUCAAGAAAAUUAGUUUCAGCAUCAUUAUUAUUAUUGUGAUUAUUAUGUAAUAAAGGUUGCCACCGGUGACUGGAGCUUCGAGGGUGGUGGUUCUUGUGGGGUGGAUAGAGGGGUUCACUAGCAGAAUAAUGUAGGGACUUGUAUCAUAUAAUAGGCAGUGCUCACUUGAUUUUGCUUUUCACAAAAAUUUUAUUUGAACUUUUCAA